Phragmites australis (common reed) is the source of this 3347-nucleotide messenger RNA. RefSeq lists its product as uncharacterized. Bases 370 to 3054 code for a protein of 894 amino acids. The record is from RefSeq and is a predicted model, not a curated record. Gene Ontology annotation, biological process: transcription initiation at RNA polymerase III promoter. The transcript has 17 exons. NCBI's taxonomy places the organism in Eukaryota, Viridiplantae, Streptophyta, Magnoliopsida, Poales, Poaceae. Gene Ontology annotation, cellular component: transcription factor TFIIIC complex. Gene Ontology annotation, molecular function: histone acetyltransferase activity; protein binding.
UAUACAAGCCCCCAGGGAAACUCACGACCUCCGGGCGGCGCAAUUCGCAGACUCCCCCUCGCCCCUCCUCUCGCACGGUGCAGUCAGGUUCAGCAUAGCGGCGCUGCCUCUCGCCCUGUCGUUCGCUCGACGGCAGGCACCCGUGACUCUCCCAAUCGCUGCCUCGCACCGCACGAGACGACCGGGACCAAACCCUAAGGCGUCGGGCGGCGCGACACUGCGAGCGCCGAGGGAUUUGGGGGCGGCGCGGGCGGCGGUCAGGGCGUCAGCCGGCGGCGGUUGCAGCAGGCUGCCACCGCGUCGCUCGGCCAGGGCCCUGGACGGCAGCACCAGAUCAGCUCGAGUUGGUUGCUACAAACAUGCUCGGGCAUGAGUGCCAUGGCUCCGUAUUACCAAGCUGCGACGCUGAUUGCUUCUCCGUCUUACCCUAGCGCCAUCGCGUGGUCAAGUGAGAACUUGGUGGCUGUUGCCUCUGGUCACCUUGUCACUAUCCUGAACCCAGCUGUGCUUCAGGGGCCUCGUGGAUUGGUUGAGCUUCGCCGUAGUGAUCCUUUUCCCAUAGGAGUGGUUAACAGAGAAGAUCUCUUUGAGCCAUGUUUAGUGCCCACUUGCUUAGCACGCGAUUCUGAACCAUGUGCCCGAUCAAUUUCAUGGUCUCAACAAGGAUUUGCACCUAAUGCUGGGUGUUUGCUGGCUGUUUGCACUGUGGAUGGUCAUGUGAAGCUUUACCGAUCACCGAUUUGUGAAUUUUGUGACGAAUGGGUUGAGGUCGCAGAUAUAUCUCAAUUGCUGUUUAACUACUACAAAAAUAUAAAUUUUGGAGAGGACGUUGGUUCUCAUUCGACUCCUCAGAAGAGUGCAAAUACCAAUCACACAGAGGUUUUGGGCUGUACCCAUGAAUUGCAACAACUUCUUUCCUGCAGGGGUCCUGGACGGAGAAAAAUGAAACCAUCAAGAGUUGAUGAUUAUAUUUACGAUGACAACCAAAAUGGUUUAGAUGUUUUGAAGGAUGCAGACUUCUCAUUGAAACCAUGUUCUAAGUCAAAGAAGAAAUCUUUGAAGAAGAUUGUAAAACCUGGACAUGAACUUGCUGCUGUAAAUGGACAACACAGCUCACAAAAUAUUAAAGCACAACUGUCUUCCAAUGGAGAAAACAAGUCUCUUCCUCUUAUCACGGGAAAACAGUAUGCUUGUCGUGAUUCACUUUUGUCUUCUCUCGUAGUUGCAUGGUCUCCGGUUGUGUCAUCAAGUGACUUCACUUGUUUAUCGAGGAAUUGGUGCAUUCUUGCUGUUGGCUCCAAGUCCGGGAAUGUUUCUUUUUGGAAAAUGUGUAAGCCUGAAUACUACACAAUAGAUGUUGGCAUGGUUACCAGAGAUCCAAUGCUCAUAGGGGUUCUGCAAGCUCAUAAGUCAUGGGUCAGUGCCAUAAGUUGGGAUGUUUCUUCUGAGGGUUCUUCAAAAUCUUCAUUACUUUUAGCAACUGGAUGCUCGGAUGGAAGUGUGAAGAUAUGGUCGGGUAAUAUUGAAGGAUUAAAUCAGUGUACGAGUGCAGAAGAAGUGCCCUUUGCAUUAGUUGCUGAGGUCACCACUGAUUUGUCAGCUCCGGUCUCAUCAAUUUCAUUAUCCGUACCUACUCAGCCUCAACAUGAAGUUAAUUUGGCAAUUGGAAGAGUAUCUGGAUCUCUAGAAACAUGGAUAUGGAAUACAUGUAGCAACAGAAUUGAGAAUACCAGUGCAUGCCAUGCACAUGAUCAAGUGGUUACAGAUUUAUCAUGGGGUUUAGAUGGCCAUUGUUUAUACAGCUGCAGUCAGGAUAAUUCUGCGCACUGUUGGAUCUUCCAUGAAAACCACAUUGAAGAAAUUCCUGUGCAUACAAAUUAUCCGGAGCUAAAAGACUCGACAGAUCUAUCAGAAGUAUCUGAUCGAUGCUUUGGUCUUACACUAGCACCUGGAGCACAAAUGAUUGCUUUGGUCCGCAGUUUGGAUCCGAACCUGUUAAACCAGAUGUAUCAAGCCAGGACACAAAAGGCGGUGGUUGAGUUCAUUUGGAUUGGUGGUCAGUUUCUUGGUAUUCCACUAGACAAGAGCAUUCAUGUAUGCAGUCCACAAUCUGCAAUCUUACCUGCGACUAACUUGUGGUGGGGAUCCAACAUUUUGUGGUCAUUAAAGAAAUAUGAAAAUGGUGAAAGGGAACUUGUCUUAUGGGAUGUUGUCACUGUGUUACAAGGUUUCAAGAAAUCUGCACCUACCUUUCUGGAGACUCUAAUGUAUAAAUGGGUAUCAGAUUUGUUUUCAGUGGAUGCCCGAUCACAUUCAAGACAUGACAUGAUGUCCAAUGCCAGUUUGCGGAAGCUACACUUGUUGAAUAUAAUUUGUAGAAAAGUAAUGCUUAGCGAUCAGUAUCCUGAUGCUGAAAAGGAAAAUGAUGCAACAACUGAUUUGUGGAACAAUCUUCUGGUAAGCAGUGAAAGAGAGCUGCGGGAGAGGCUUGUGUCAUUCACCUUUUCUGCUGUCUUAAAUAGAACUGCAUAUUUGCUCAAGGACGACUCUAAUGAAAACAGCUGGUUCCCAGUUGGAGUUGCCCAGAUGGAUUCUUGGGUAUCUUUGAAUGGAGAAGUGCAUAACCAGCUCAAGUCUCUCAGAUUGAGGAUCAAAGAUUUAGGAAGCAGGAUCGACUCGGUGUGCGAAUACUCGGUUGAAGAAACCUGCACCUACUGCUCUGCACCGGUUCACUUCAAGUCACCUGAUGUAGCCAUUUGCAGCGGCAGCAGUCCUGCUACCGCCUCAACAGAAAGGCACAAGUUGUCAAGAUGCAGGACAUCGAUGCGCUUGUGCUCCGUUCUGCAACCAGUGUGGCACUGCGUAUGUUGCGGAGGAAUGGUCGACAAGCUGUUGCCGGAGACAUUCUUUACCUCGCCGGCAUCCCCUUUGGAUGCCAAUCGCGAUGAUGAAUCUCUUGAUUUAUCAGCACCCGCUGUCCCGCUUUGCCCCUUCUGCGGCAUUCUGCUGCAGAGGUCGAUGCCGGCAUUUCUGCUGUCCCCCUCGCCGGUAUAGAAUCUAGUCUCAGUUGCCAUCCUCCAAGUGUAACAUCAACUAUCUUAGUGCAUUAGUUCGAGUUUGUUCUUAGUUGAGGAUGCUUGUGAUAGUGAUAAGAAAUGUUGCCUUGGCAGAAAUACUAAGCAUGGCUCUCAGGCUCUGCCAUUAGUGGCACGCGUGUUUGUGCUAGGCUUGGCUCCAUCAUGUAACACAUUCUUUUGACCACUCGAGUGGCUUGUUAAGGCGAGCAGUGUGCCGCUAUGCAUGGCAACAAUACAACAAAUAAUUGUGACUGAUUUCUUGAUGCCUCA